CAUCAAAGCCUCUCCAAGGACGCUGAGGCUGGGAAGCUAUCUUGGCAGUUGGCUUUCCCUUCAGGAACGCAGGGCUUGCGUAUAAAACAACUUUUCCAUAGCUCACCCACCCCAAAACAAGCGCCUGACACUGCUGUGACUAGCAGGACAUGGAUGAGCAGACUGGUCUUUGGCUGUUGCUACUACUGCAGGUGACUGUGGUCUCAGGGGCACUUAGUACUGCAGAGAGAGAGCUGGAUGCGAACCCGGACCUCCUACCAGCCCAGCUACGACCAGCCCAUUCAGGAGAAAAUGGAGGUGAAGGAGAGAGCAACAAAGGACACGUGCCCUAUGGACGGCCCCUUGCGUCUGUUCUCGCUCCCUUGCAGUGUCUCAUGGGAGAUGCUCUGUGUCUCAAUGAGCAACAACAUCACACUGAUGCACUGGGUGACUUCCUGCUCGCCCUGCGCGAUGCCCGGAGCAAGGAGCCGGAGCCGGGGAAGGAGGAAUUUUCUCAAUUUGGAAUGUGUUCCCAUUUUGAUGGCGUACAGCGUUCCCAGUUUCCGUCACUGUUCAUGCUAAGUAAGAAGGAGCACAAGGAAAAUCGUAGGCUGGGAUUUUUGCACACUAAAAAAGAGCAUUGGGAGGUUGAUGAGGAUGGGGACUUCACACUAACUCUCCACCUAGCAAAACAUCACAAGGACUACCAAGCCACUCUGGAUUCCACCCUUCUUCUCUUCUUUGUGGGCCGCAUUAAUGUGGGAGAGUUUAACCUAAAAUUCAGCAGUCCCGCCCUACAGCCAAACAAGCAGACGGUGUGUGUUUCUACAAGUGCACAGUUCCUGGUUCUGACAGGUGGCCAGGCAACAGGCUUCAGUCAUGACCAUGUAAAACUGAAGAUUGUAGUGGAGCCUCAGAAUGGUAAUGAACAAAAAAUGGGCUUGUCUGAGCUUCAAACAUUCAUGGUGAGAAAGAACAGGUCUGACAUUAAACUUGGUCCAGUGGUUCUUUUCUUUCAACACGCAACCAACAGUGAAGGAGCACAGCAUUCAAGUGGAACGUUCCACUUCCUGAGUGAGCUACAGAAGUUCUUAAAUGAAGUCCUCGCUCAGAGAAAUCCUCCACGGCCACAGGAUGUGUCUACUCCAGCUGCCUGGGGCGUCCUUCACUCUCUGCCUCCUCUAACUCUUGGAGCGUCUACGAGCGAGUCUCUUCUUCUCGAGCUGGUCAACUCCUCCGGCCCAACCAUGUUCUCCUUCCCCCAGCAGGGUGUGGGGCUUUGGACCCACCGGGUGGAGUUGGACCUAAGCCUGUCGUUGCUCUCCCUGCUCAGAUUGCGUCUAGAUGAGGCUUUAGCCCAGGUGCGGCUGGAGAAAGCUGAGCGGAGUGUGAUGGACAGGCUGCAGACUCUCACGAAACUAACUGCUUUUCCUGACAACAGAGGAGGAGCUGAAACAGGGUUGGGAAACCCCAGUGAAGUCCCGUACAGGGCCCUGUUGCUGCUCAAGGCCUUACAGGCAGUGCUGGGCACCUGGGCAGUGGAGAGGGCACAGCGGGCAGCCCGGGCUGGUCAGGAUGCCCCAACAGGGCCCAGUCAAUGUCGCCUGCAGAGCCUCACCGUGAACCUGGAGAGGUACUUUUUAGAACCUCGCAUGGCUAACAUCAACAACUGCGAAGGAGCAUGCGGUUUCCCAUUGAUCAACGAAAACAAUCACGCCAUGCUGCUCAACGCUCAGGUGCAGAGCGGCCAGCCUCUGAGCCGCAGACUCUGCUGUGUGCCUGUGGAUUACGAGGACCUGUGCGUGAUCGAGCUGGACAGUGAAGGAACCCUCAUCACUUACAAGACCAACAUGGUGGCCAAGAGGUGCGGGUGCCGUUGACGGUGUGGUUACUGUAGAACUGUAUUAUAUAUACACAUAUGUUCUUUUAGAACCACAGAUCAGCCUGUGUUGUGUUUGUGCAUUUUUCUUGUAACCGAAUGCAACAUGCUGGAGUGUGAUGUUGCAUGCAGCAUAUGCUGCGUGUGUCAAUAAGGAUGUAGUCUCACAACCCCGCAAAAAAAAAAAAUCAACAUUCAUGCAUAGUCCUUGUUUGUACCAGUGGUCCCAUUUAAUGCAAAGGAUGACAGGUUAUUCACCAUGUAGUGUCUGUGAUUCUCUUCCUUAGAAAGUGAAUAAAUAAAGAUACACAUCCAGCAAUUUUACGUGAAGUUUAUGAUGUAGACACCCAUAAAGACUCUUAGUUAGGCUUUUCAAAAGGUUUGACUAAUAUCACACAUUCUUAGGCCACAUAUCAAAUCGGCUAAGCAAGUCUACCGUGAGACGCCAUAAAAGUCAUACGUUUAUGUUAAGCUCAUUCAUUUCAACUGUAAAUAUUUUAUGCUUCUAAUGUGUUUGUGUUUGGAUGAAAACCCUUAUAGCAUCGAAGCUGUGUUGUCAGCAUUUGUUUUUUUUUUCAAAUUUUGUCUAUUUGAAUAUAAUAAAUUCAUAAAGCCUGC
Messenger RNA from Electrophorus electricus (electric eel), 2476 nucleotides. It is a transcript of the gene amh, whose product is annotated as anti-Mullerian hormone. Gene Ontology annotation, biological process: gonad development. Gene Ontology annotation, molecular function: growth factor activity. Lineage: Eukaryota; Metazoa; Chordata; Actinopteri; Gymnotiformes; Gymnotidae. The record is from RefSeq and is a predicted model, not a curated record.